AUGUCUGGCCAAGCUACCGACGUGUCGGUGUACAAGUUCAACCACACUAUGUUCCGAAUCAAGGACCCCAAGGUCUCGAUCCCGUUCUACGAGAACGUUCUGGGUAUGGAGAAGUUCAAGGAGAGCGCCGGGUCGGACUUUACAAACUUCUUUUUGGCGUUCCCGAACGGCUGGCCGACCGAGGGGCUUAGCGCAAAGGAGAAGGAGGAGGCGUUCGGGAAGCGGGAGGGCGUGCUCGAGUUGUGCUGGAACCACGGGACUGAAUCCGAUGACAGCUUCAAGGGCUACGCAUCGGGCAACGAUGAGCCCGGACGUGGGUUCGGCCACAUCGCCAUCACGGUGGACAACCUCGAGGCUGCCGUGAAGCGCUUCGACGACUUGAAGGUCAAGUUCAAGAAGAGGCCCGAGGAUGGGCGGAUGAAGAGCAUCGCCUUCAUCUACGACCCGGAUGGAUACUGGAUCGAGGUGCUCGAGCAGAACAAGAAGGUGGAGCACAAGUGA
Messenger RNA from Dioszegia hungarica, 501 nucleotides. RefSeq names its product putative lactoylglutathione lyase. Bases 1 to 501 code for a protein of 166 amino acids. The transcript has 4 exons. Lineage: Eukaryota; Fungi; Basidiomycota; Tremellomycetes; Tremellales; Bulleribasidiaceae. The record is from RefSeq and is a predicted model, not a curated record. Gene Ontology annotation, molecular function: lactoylglutathione lyase activity; metal ion binding.